GUUUCUCGGUCCGUGCGCAUCCAAAUAUUUAGGUUGAUUGUUAGUUGGCGCGAGCGGUCUUGCAGCUAAAGAGUAAAAAGACGCUGCUGGUGCAGUGAGUAGUACUUAAACACGAAGAGCAGUUGUAGAGAUACGAGAAAUUUGGCUGCCGAAAUUGUACGAAGAAAUAUAAGUGAAAGAUGAAAGCGUUUUUCGGAUCUUCUUCCUCAGCUGCCUCGCGCAGCAAGGGCGGCUCCUUGGAGAAAUCGGAGGAGCUGAUGCCCUUCCAGAAGACGUUGCUGCACAACACUGGCGGGUCAGAAGACAGAUUCAGUAAAUUUGUCACGAAAAGCAGUCACGAGGCUUCCGGCGCUGCGGCCAACAGCUCCUCCUCCAUCCUUGCUGCCCGCAGAAAUUCGCAAGACGCGUUUGCAGUAAAAACGAUUGCUGCUUGUUUUUUUUUUUUUUGUAUGAGAUCCGCUAUAAACCAUAAGCAAAGAGAAGUAGUGCAGAUCCUAGUGUUCAAGGAGGAUUAAGAUAGGUCUCUGCUCAUCUCCUCCUCCGCCGCGGUUCAAUGUGAUCAACAUGCGUCUUCGGGACUUGUCCGACAUCAAUGCGGGGCCAUCCGCAAUGAUGUUUUAGCAAGCCGAGGCUCCUCAUCCUCGUACGUAGGUACGUAAUCGCUCCACCCCGUCACGCUUGGGAAGACACAGCCAGGGUGCGCACGAUCUUGCUACGCGAAGAAAGCGGGCACCCAAGAGACUGAUUUUGUCUUCGACUCCAUUAGCCUCUGCUAUGUCUUGGCGGCUGUGUCACUGUACCUGUCUCCUUGUGCCCUGUCGCCCUGUGCCCUGUUCUAGUGGCGCUAUACUUAUGCAGCAUCCUUGCUGCCCGCAGAAAUUCGCAAGACGCUUUUGCAGUAACGAUUGUUGCUUGUUUUUGUUACCUCCAUCCUUGCUGCCCGCAGAAAUUCGUUCUGAAGUUAAAUCCGCAUUACAAAUUUUCUUUCUCAUUCUGAGGAAAUUUGUCAUGCGAUUAGUACUAGUACGAUACUUUUGCAAUGCAUAAUACCGCACGUUUUCCUGUCUCUCCCGGAUAUUUUCCCUGCGCUCGCGCCGCCGAUCUUGCUCUUGCUUGGAUCGUAUCACCUGCAGAAAUGUCUGGGUUUGGAAACUUGUGAUGCUACAAUGUGGAUGAUGGGAAGAGUUCCGAAUGCAACCCAGCAUGAUAACUUUCCAGAACGCUUUUUCAUAGGCAAAUCGCAUGAGAAAUCGCGUUUUGGCAUGUACAAAAGAGGUUGCGACUUUUGUUGCUUAUGCAAUACAGAUUUUCUAGGAAGGGAAAGCUAGCAUUACAAGUUCCAACCUCCCAGACCCAGACAUUUUUGCAAUCCAUAGAUCGCGCUAGUUCGUUUCGCGCGACCUGCUGCACUAGGGUUUCUUGUUUUGUACUAUGGUGGGGAAAAAUCCCCCCUCCCCAUACUGAGGAGGUAUGUUCUACAAAUUUGUGAUGCUGAUUUGUGACCAGAAAUCCUGUCUCUCUUGCAAGAGGGCAAACGCAGAGAGUGCGCCGCUUUAUGCAGGCAAUUUGUAAUGCUGUUGCGCCGAUAUGGCAGGCCUCUGCUAUGCUAAGGACCUACAGCAAAACACCCCUACGCAGGUUUAGGCCUUGCCUGCCGUGCGCCCCCCUGCAAGACAGAGCUGAUUUGUGUACACAAAUCCAGCAACAGAAAUUUCCGUUUCAAUAUGGGCGGCAAGGGGGAUUUUUCACUUUGAUAUGUACGUGGACCAAUAAAUCUGGUUGCGUCAUCCUUGCUGCCCGCAGAAAUUCGCAAGACGCGUCUGCAGUAACGAUUGUUUGAAGCUUCUAGGUGUUGCCUAUUCUGCAUGACAAACUGCGUUUCUGCAUGUAACGAUUGCUGCUUGUUUUUGUUACGUAUCAUCGAUUCCUGAUUUCAUUUUAUCCGAUUCGUCAGGUGGCUUGGGGCCGUUUUAUUUUCUCUUGCAAACUACCAGGUCUGGGUCUGGCGACCAUGAUCCGCCAGAACGUUUAGCGCAGCGCUGGUAGAAAUUAAUAUGUGAUGCAUCAUGUUCAUCAGGAUGUAGAUGUACUAGGAAAAUUUGAAUUACACUUUGUGCAGGCCAAGGACCAGACAAUAUUGGUAUUCGACUGGGACGAUACGCUUUUCCCGACUUCCUGGGUCCGACACUACAUGAAUCUAUCAUACUACACAAGAGUGCUAUUGUAGUGCGAGAUUUCUCGAUUACACUACAAGAAACAUGCAUAAUAUUUAUUUUUAUGGUAUAGACAAGCCCCCCCGCAAUCAACCUCGCUGUGUCAACAUACAGCUCGGUCGACUUGGAGGCAUUUGUGAUGCGCAGCAAAAAAGGAAGAGAGACGGAGAUCGCAUAGGUAGAGCUUUUUUCUUUCCAGCAACACAAAACUCAAUACACAGGCACAGUUGUAGUUGAAAAGUAUCUAUAACUCUAUCUUAUGUUACGGGUACAUGCCAAUACUGCAAUAGCGCCUUACUGCAUGAUAAGACCUGCAUUGGAAAUAUCCCCUGGCGGAGCAGCGUAUCUCGGCCAUUCAGAAGCGAAAAAUCAAAGUCGCCCUCGACGAACUCGCAAACGAAGUUGAUAUGGGGGUGUCAGGAUUGAAAUCGUCAAAGUUGAAAUGAUUUGUCAUGCAUAAAAUGCGAUACAAAAAGUGACUCUAUUGCAGAGGACACAUGGAAGGCAGAUUAUAGUCCUGGUAAGGGUCAAAAGUUGGACUGCCGACUAGCAUGACAGAGGGCAGCUCUUUUGCCCUAAACCGCAUGACAGACUCGCUUCCAGCACCGGGAAAAUUUGUCAUGCGCCGACUACAAACUUUAGGUCUAACUGGUAUACGUUUUAUGGUGAGGCGCCCUUACAGGUUGUGUAGUGCUAGUGGUUUCGGUCGGUUUAGCAUGACAAACUAUUUCAACUUUGACGAUUUCAAACCUGACACAUCCAUAGUUGAGCAGUUUCUGUUAGCGGCGAUGCAGCGCGGUCGCGUCGUCAUUGUACUCGAAUUUUCGAUAUUUGAAAUCACAAAAAGAAAGAAGAUGAGAAAUUUUAUUUGAUGUCACCUGUGCCAAAAAUAAUUGCUCUCUGUCUUGAUGCUAGGGUGUAAGAGAAAAGAGACUAAUUCACUGUGAAUUUUAUUAACGAAAAAAGGUAACGUUAGCGCGCGUGCCGUGGGUUCGACUAUCGUGCGACAACUUUUUUCCGAAGGUUGGAAAGCUUCUGCAGGAACAGAACAUCAAGAUCGUCUACGCGCAGGAGUUGAUCCACGGAGACGCCGAAUUGAGCAACCAGAUUCCGUAUUUUUUCUCUGUUUUUGAGUGAUUGUGGAACUGGUACGUAGCGACAUUGUUUUUCUUCUCGAUUGGUUCAACAGGUUAAGGUAUUAAACAAGCUGCCGAUUGUUCUUGGUGCCAUAGCCAUUCGCAGCAAAAUGAAAUACUGAUGAAGAUGACGCAGCCACAGCAUAGACAUGAAAAUGUAGAAGAGCUGCCGUGUGGCUGUUUCGUUCCUUCUUCUUUUUCUUCUUCAAGCGGAGGAUGUUCGCACGAAAUAGAAACAACCGAACCACAAAUCUUUCACUUCGUCUUUCUAGGUCGGACGCCGCGGGUCAAGAGCGGUACUGGACAGCGAAGAAGCAACUAGCGAUUCAGCGGGAAGUCUAUGAAACUGAAAAACGCCCCCUGCCCAACAGAUAAAUCGCUAACCAUUUAAGUAAAUCAAAUAAGACUGUGACAUGAAGCCAUUUUCUCAAAGCGUGACGGAACGCGACGGAAUUCCGUAAGAUAUACCGGCUUACCCUCUCGUCGCUUAGCGCCGGCGCCCCAGACAUCGCUGAUGUGAUGGACGGCUGCCACCUUUACUGCUACCCUACGCAUUUUUACGAAAGAGAGCAUUUUUUGCCCACCGGCUCUGUGCGUAGAAAAUGGCAGUGAUAGGGUACUACUACUUACUGUGCCGUUGUGAGACGCUAAUCGUCGAUGUCAGGGAGGCCUUUUUCAGGAUGAUAAACGGGAGUUUUUUUACAGCCAGUACCCCGGGCAGUCGUGGAAGAACGUGAUCAGCAUCGGGGAUUCGGACUUCGAACGAAAGGCGACCCAGCUGACCAUGCAGGAAUACAGUGUGGGGUUGUCUGACGGCGCGUUGCGGACCAGCCAGAGCCGCGGGGAGGAGGACCAGAUGUGCAUGAGCGGGUUCGUGGGCAACCACUACCGCCGGCUGCGCACCAAAACCGUGAAAAUGUACGACUCCCCCCGCAUCAAAGACCUGGAGCUGGAGAUUCAGCUGCUGAAAAAGUGGCUCACUGCCCUGGUGCAGCUGGAUUCCGGCCUCGACGUCGAUCUGGAGGACGAUGAGCGCCUCGCGGAAACCCACCGGCUGCUGACCGGGGAAAUUUUGUGA
This is a messenger RNA of Amoebophrya sp. A120, 4427 nucleotides long. The record is from the annotation of a GenBank genome assembly. Lineage: Eukaryota; Dinophyceae; Syndiniales; Amoebophryaceae.